UCAAGAAAUUAAAGUCAGUCCCAGCAGCUGAUCUUUUUUCUGUAGCAAGCACUAACUUCAAUGGAUUCAAACAAAUCCAACAAGUCUAACAAGAUCAGAGAUAUUGUCAGGCUUCAACAGAUCCUCAAGAAGUGGAAAAAGCUUGCAAAUGCUCCAAAAAACAGCUCUAAUUCUAUUUCUUCUGCUACUUCCACCAGCAGCAGCAGCAGUAGUAGUAGUACCACUAGCAAUGGCAGUAAGAGCAUUAAAUUCAUCCUGAAGAGAACACUCUCCUUCUCAGAUGUUUCGGGGGCUUCCAAUGAUCAUGUCGUGCCGAAAGGCUUUCUUGCCGUUUGUGUAGGGAAGGAGCUGAAGAGAUUCAUCAUCCCAACACAGUACUUGGGUCACCAAGCAUUUGCGAUGUUACUACGAGAAGCCGAAGAAGAAUUUGGCUUUCAGCAAGAAGGAGUGCUCAAGAUUCCCUGCCAAGUGUCUGUGUUCGAGAAAAUCUUGAAGGUGGUUGAAGAGAAAAGAUCAGAGGCAGAACUUCACCUGCAUGAUCAGCUUGGUUUCGAUGCAGACAAGGAAAAGAUUGGGUGCUACUCACCGGAUCAUUGUGAGCUUACCCCCUCUAAUCAUCCUCAAAUGUGUAGAUGAUUAUAACUGAUAUUGAUUUUGAUUUUUCAUCUUGAUCGCCAGAUCUUUUUCCUUUUCUUUUCCCUGGAUGUUGUGUGAAUGCAAUGUGAUGAGGAGAGGAGAGAACUGGGUGAUAUCAGGGCGGGGGGAGAUCUUUUAGAGAUAAUAAGAUAGAUUUCUUUUUUCAUUAUGGGAAAUAGAUAUUAGUUUGGAUAUCAUGUCCAAGUUUUAGUGUAUCUGCCAUUAUUUUGUGCAGAGGACAUCAUCAAAUUUUCGUUCAUCGUUACGAUUCUCUAUCCAUUCCAAGUUUAUUUAUUUAA
Molecule: messenger RNA, 935 nt
Organism: Juglans regia (Persian walnut)
Lineage: Eukaryota; Viridiplantae; Streptophyta; Magnoliopsida; Fagales; Juglandaceae
Product: protein SMALL AUXIN UP-REGULATED RNA 10-like
Exons: 1
Coding region: 61-636 (191 amino acids)
Biological process (GO): response to auxin
Source: RefSeq, a predicted model, not a curated record